AUGAUCGGUGUGCAGGGCGGUCGAGAGAUUAUUUCGCUGCAAAACAACUGUGGUCAUCGCUCGGAGCAAGGUCUCCUAACUGUACUCUCAGCUCCUCUUAUGUAUAAAAACAUCAUUAUAGUCUUGUCUAUAUUAAUUGCUGCUGAUUGCAAAACAACCAACAACAAAUCCGAUGUUGAGAACACAACACACAACUGUCCCUUCACAAGAAUCAUUGAAGACAUAUUCAAUACUAAAAGAAGUCCAUCAAAUGCACCAUACUGGAAGGAGAGAGACACCGAGUUGUUAGUAAACGCGACAAGCUUCUUUGAAACUAACCAAAACAUAAGCAAAUCCAUUCAAGAAGAGCUAGUCAAUGACAUAAUAGCUUCUAUCAAAAGAAUAAAAGCUAAUCUAUCCAUAUCCGAUAACAAGCUAAAUGAAGCGAUAAUUAUAGCACCAGAACAUAAUGAAAACAAUCAUAAUAUGAACAAAAAAGUAACUCAAAUAAAGAGUGGUAUAGAAGACAAAACUGAUAUACAAAUGUCCGAACCAAAACAAAAUAAAGAACAAAGGAUUACAAAGCAAACAGAGAAACCCGACAGAAAUUCCUUUGUCGAAGUAUUAACUAUAGAACCUAACAACACAAAGUCAAAUACGUAUUCUAUUUUAGACGUCCUAAAAAAUCUAAUGCCCAAACUAAACGCAUCUAUAUCAAAAGAUCUUCAGAGCAUCACCAUUAUAGAGAAAAAUCAAAACAAAAAUCUUUCUGUAUCCGAAACGAAAAAUGUAUCGACCAUAGUCAUAAAGUACUGCGACAAGGAUAACUUGACGCAGACCAUUAACACGGAAGACGAGAAAAAAGAAGACGUAAAAUCAUUGAUUGGACACGAUUCAGCGACAGAUGAUGAUGAUGAUGAUGAAGAGGAUUACGAAGAAAUAGCUGAUGAUAAGAGCUAUAACAGCAGUCUCACCGAAAGCAGGAGAGAUAUAUUGGAAGCUGCUAAAUAUGGAAUGGAAAAAAUGCACGAAUUGUAUGGUGUGUUAGAACCAAAACUAUAUUCUAUGGGUCUUGUGUUGGAUGAAAAGGACCCAGCGCGUUACGUGGCCGCCUUUAAUGCACCAUCAGAAAACGCUGACAAUUACGCCAAGUAUGGAUACGCUUCACUCCAGGCAUCAGCGAGGUUUAGAGAACUAGCCAGUGUGGACAAUGACAACCUCGAGAGUCGUUCGGAAGAAAAUCAGUUUCCCGACGCCAGUUCCCUCCGCCAGUCACCACUAAUACAACAAUGUCCCCUUCGCGGCGCUCCCAAAUGUCCACCAGCAUCCAAAAGAUAUCGCACUCACGAUGGUACUUGCAACAACUUGAGCCGGCCCCGCUGGGGUGCUACCAUGACCCCGGUACAACGUUUCCUUCCACCAGUUUACUCCGAUGGUAUUCAAGCUCCAAGGAAAUCUAUUUUCGGCUCCACCUUACCUUCGGCCAGAGAAAUCAGCGCUCUAGUACACGAGGACAAGGAUUCUGAAAAUUCUGGAAUAACGCAUUUGCUCAUGCAGUGGGGACAGUUUUUGGAUCACGACAUAACAUCUUCCUCUCAGUCCCGAGGGUUCAACGGCUCAGUGCCGCGCUGCUGCAAGGAUGGAGGAAGAGACUUCAUACCUCAAGAGUUCAUGCAUCCAGAAUGUCUUCCGAUCCCCGUCCCUCCCUCGGAUCCCUUCUACGGUCCGCGCGGUGUUCGUUGCCUGGACUUCGUUCGUUCGUCUCCUGCACCGCGAGAGGACUGCGCCCUCGGCUGGAGGGAACAGUUCAACCACGUGUCCUCAUACAUCGAUGGAUCACCACUUUACGCCAGCUCCGCGCGGCAGUCGGACAGGCUGAGACUGUUCAGAAAUGGUAUGCUGCAGUAUGGGCGGGUGCAGCAGCGCCGUCCACUGCUGCCGGCUGAACGUGAUGAGCUUUGCCGUGGGGGCGCUCUGUCCACGGACUGCUUCAAGUCGGGAGACGCGCGGGUCAAUGAACACCCUGGGCUCGUGGCUAAACACAUCGUCUGGCUCAGACAACACAACCGAAUGGCCCAAGAACUGGCGCACCUCAACCCUCACUGGAGCGAUGAGAAAAUUUAUCAGGAAACACGGAAAAUAGUGGGAGCUAUGAUCCAACACAUUACUUACAGGGAAUUCCUACCGAUCGUUUUGGGUCCUGAAGUGAUGCGUCUUUUUGAGCUGGAACUCCUUCCGAAGGGCUAUUUCAAGGGCUACAGUGCCAAGACCAAUCCUAACCCAGCCAGUUCUUUCGGUACAGCCGCUUUCCGCUUUGGACACAGUCUGGUUCAAUCUUCGAUGAUGCGCUUCGAUAAGUUCCACAGACCGAUCAAUAACAACGUUUCCCUUCACGCGGAGCUUACAAACCCGUCAAACAUCUGGAGCGUGGGAGCCGUAGAUCGGCUACUCCUGGGUAUGCUGAACCAGCACAUACAGAAGAGGGACGAAUUCAUUACAGAAGAACUCACCAACCACCUGUUUCAAACCAAUCAUUUCAACUUCGGGAUGGAUCUGGCUGCUAUCAACAUUCAGCGAGGAAGAGACCAUGGAGUACCGCCGUAUACCGCGUGGAGGGAGCCUUGUGGACUGACGCCUAUCACGGACUUCGAUGACUUAGUGAGAGUGAUGCCAGCACGAGUCGUGAGGAAAUUGAAAGUGUUAUACAGACACGUAGAUGACCUGGACCUGUUCACGGGAGGCGUAUCGGAGCGUCCUGUGGCAGGCGCGCUUGUGGGGCCGGUGUUUGCAUGCAUCAUCGCUCAACAGUUCUCAAACUUACGGAAAGGAGAUCGCUUCUGGUAUGAAAAUGGUGGAUUCGAUUCAUCUUUCACUCCGGCUCAAUUGCAACAAAUAAGACGGAUAUCUCUGUCCCAGGUCCUUUGUAGUACACUGGACUCCAUAGAUAACAUACAACCUUUUGCUUUCCUUUCACAUGAAAAUCCAAAAAAUGACAGGAUAUCGUGCCGUAACGGCUUACUUAACAAUUUUGACCUCUCCGCUUGGAUCGAAUUACACUCAGACUCAAAUAAUAUUAAGAAAUCUGACGAAACUCAACAAAGUUCUAAGACGAAAUUAAAGCGAACUACAGUAAAACCGACCACGACCACUAAACAUUCUCAAAAAACUACUCAAACUUUGACUCAACAAAAAUCUGAAAAAUUUAGACUUAAUAAUAUGACUGAGACUGAAAACACUGACAAGGACAAAGACACAAACGUAGACUCAAAAGAACCGAUAGGGAUCAAACCCAACGCUACAGUAGUUAUAGAUGACAAACUAGACUUUAGAAAUAAAUCACGACGCUUUACUGACUUUGACGACGAAAGAAACCCCCCGACUAGACAAUACAAUGACUAUUAUGAUGACGUGCAAAACGUACAAUCAGUUGUUAUCAACAAUAUACCAAAUAAUAGACCUAACAGACGACCUUACAUAUCAGUUACUGAAAAUAUUGCUGACAAAUACACGUAUCUCAUUAACUAUGUCCCCCGACCGACUCACUCCUGGCGGCAAACUACCAGACGUACUCACGAUCGUGACGUAGUAAAAGUCACAUAUCAGACUUACGAAGACACUUACGGCCGUCCAAAUAGACCUUACUUUAAUAGGGACGAACUUGACAAUGACUUUGAAUCACGACAACAGAAGCCUGUGACGGAGAGCUUCCAAUCAUCAGCUAGAUCGAUUGAUAACGAAGCGCCGAGUCCACAGUUGAAGUUAUCAACUGAGAGCUCAGUGCAGACUGAAAAAAACAGACCAAUUGAAACACAGACAGACAAAACUGACGCGACAACAGAAAACUUGUACAAACUUUUAACUUUUGGCUACGUAGGAACUUAUAAACGAGACAAAAUUGUAAAUGAUGACAACAAAGACUUGAAAGACAAUAAAAAUAAACAUGACUCUGACCACAACAUUAGUUUAGACUUUUCGACAGUAGCAAAUACUGAGACAGACGUUGAUGACAAACAAAACGUUAAACUUUCAACCUUCAUAAUUUACGAUACAGCUACUAAACCUUACCUGACCAGCUCACAGAGACCGACUAGACGUAAUGAUGACGAAACUACGGAAAAGAAAGACAAAUAUUAUUUCAUUCAAAAUGUCUUACAUAAAUAUUCUGAAACAAAGGGCGAUGACCCCAAGAAAACGAGCAGUGUAAAAGAUAAAACAAAUACUGACGAAUACAUAGGGAUCGAGCAGAGAUUAGGAAACGACAGCUUAGACGAUGACGAGAAACCAGUGAAUGUGAGAGCGAAGAUUAAAUCAAGAAAACCAUCGAGCUCAGCGAAAACACCAUCCGUCGCUUUUCAAAUUAUUCCAAGCGAAAAUAAUCCAUCACAAUGGGCGGUUUAUGAGGAGAAAGAAGAUCUUUCGGGGCAAAUACCACAAAUGCCAAGCAUUAAGGUCGACCCACACGCUCUACGGGAAGUGCCAAGACCUAUGAAUUUUGGUUUUAGAAAACGACACGGAUAA
This is a messenger RNA of Danaus chrysippus (African queen), 4497 nucleotides long. Lineage: Eukaryota; Metazoa; Arthropoda; Insecta; Lepidoptera; Nymphalidae. The record is from the annotation of a GenBank genome assembly.